Messenger RNA from Endocarpon pusillum Z07020, 5166 nucleotides. RefSeq lists its product as uncharacterized. Gene Ontology annotation, biological process: DNA-templated transcription; regulation of DNA-templated transcription. NCBI's taxonomy places the organism in Eukaryota, Fungi, Ascomycota, Eurotiomycetes, Verrucariales, Verrucariaceae. The record is from RefSeq and is a predicted model, not a curated record. Bases 1 to 5166 code for a protein of 1721 amino acids. The transcript is spliced from 7 exons. Gene Ontology annotation, molecular function: zinc ion binding; DNA binding; protein binding.
AUGCGGCGACAUCAUGGGCGUGGGCAAAAUUCUCCAUUUGCAAACAAAACAGCUGCUCCCAUUUCGGAGGUUGUGAGCCUCAUUCGCAACUUUGACUCUGACAUCAACCCCUCCCGACCAGUGCGCCAGUCUCCCCUAGCGACCUCUCAAAUUCAGGGAAUGCCUCUUGAUAUGAUAGAUCGCAUUCGGUCGUUCCCAUUGUUUCAGUCCACUCCUGACUCUUUUCUCGCGGAAGUCGGCCUCCGCUUGCGUCCUCAACUACACUCGACUAAUGACUACAUAUUGACAGAAGGGGACGACGCGAAAUCCAUGUACUGGUUGGUCAGGGGAGCUGUGGCGGUAACCUCGAGAGACGGCGAAAGCACCUAUGCGGAGCUAAAACCUGGAGCAUUCUUUGGUGAGAUUGGUAUCUUAAUGGAUCGACCACGGACAGCCACCGUGAUUGCGCGCACCAAAUGCCUUCUAGUCGUACUCAAGAAGGAAGACCUGAGAAAGAUAUUGCCCGCAUACCCAGAGGUAGAGCAAGCCAUUCGCGACGAGGCACAAGAGCGGCUCACAAUCCUUGAGAAGAAAAAGAGGCAGGUGCAGCCUGAUGCUAAUCCUACAGCUGGGUCAGCCAGGCGUGGUUCCAAAAGGACGAGUGAUUUCAUGUCUGAUGAAAACGAUGUUGCUCAUGCCAAUGGAAACGGUGUAAAUGGGAUUAGCAAGAAGAGAAAAUCACCAAGUCCAGGGCCGAACGAGAUCUCCAGCUCCAGCGCCCUCGGAAAUGGUCUUGUUCAUGUGCGGUCGCUAUUGAAAGAGCUCCCUCUUUUCACAUCACUGCCCUCAGACCUUCUACAUUUUCUUGGGUUGAAUGCUCUGCCACGGACGUUUGCGCCGUUCACUGAUAUCAUUAGACAAGAUUCCAAAGGCCGUGAAAUCUUCUUUAUAGUUAAAGGAGAGGUCGAGGUUCUUGACGAGAAGGUCUUCGAAACAGCAGCCUCACAGAAGAAUUCUCAGCCAAAAGGCAACCGACGGCCACCGUAUGUCAAGGCACGACUCAAGGAGGGACACUACUUUGGAGAAGUAGUCAGUCUGUCCUUGGCCCCCCGGAGGACAGCUACAGUUCGAUCGGUAACUGCGGUGGAGUGUCUUAUGAUUACUGCUGAGGUGCUGGCCGAGUUUUGGGAGAGGUGCCCCGCCGGAGUGCGGCAGCAACUUGAGCAUACCGCCCGAGAGCGACUGCGUUCCGCUUCCGACAACGAUGUCAUAAUGGAUGAUAGAGAUUCGGCUCCUGCGAUAAACCAACUCGCCAUUGGCGAGCAAAUCAUGCCGUUGACACCCAGAAAGCAGCCAGCACCAAGAGUGACUUUUAAUGAUGCAGAAUUGGGGAGUCCGCAUAGGUAUUUGAAAACGGAAGACGAGCCAGUACUUAGGCCGUCUGACCCUGAUCCAUUCUUGAACGUUGGUCUCGACAAGGUAAGGUCACGAUCGCGAAGAGGUUCCUUGGCACCUAUCUCGCCAGAUGACAUUGAGCCUGAUGGUCGGAACAAGAGUACUUCGCCAACAAAUACUCGCUCUGACAACCCGUCUGCAUUUGAUUCGGGAGGUAGUACCCCAUUCUCUGAUCCAUUCGGCAAGUUGAGAUCAAGAGCACCAACACCGCGCCCGAGUGGACCACGUGCAAGGGGUUCUUUGCCCGACCGAGUCCUUGUCAACAUCUUCAAGCAUCUCAGGGUGCAUGAAUUAUUCCGGCUGAGGGCUGUCUCACUUCAUUGGUCAGAGAUCUUGACGAAGUCGCCCGAGCUAUUUCAUCAUCUGGAUUUGACACCAUACAACCGCAAGCUCACUGAUGAGGUUCUCUCCAAGCAUAUUUGUCCUUUUGUGGGCGAGCGCCCCAGAGUGAUCAAUAUAAGCAACUGUUUCCACAUCACAGAUGAGGGCUUCAAUAUCCUAGCAUCACUCUGUGGUGCCAAUGUGAAGACAUGGAAGAUGAAGAGUGUAUGGGAUGUGACGGCGCCAGCGAUCUUGGAGAUGGCAAACAAGGCCAAGGGUCUACAUGAAAUCGAUCUCAGCAAUUGCCGAAAGGUCAGCGAUACCUUGCUCGCUCGAAUAUUGGGCUGGGUUGUACCAGCCACUGCUCCGUCGCGCCACACAAACGGUCGUCUAUCUCUGAACACACGGAUGACACCACAAAGUCCUGGUCAGCCGCCUGCUGGUACCGUCUUUGGCUGUCCUUUCCUAAAGCGCCUAACUCUGUCUUACUGUAAGCAUGUCACCGAUCGCACCAUGCAUCAUAUAGCGUCUCAUGCAUCGACACGAAUCGAACAAAUGGAUCUCACGAGGUGUACGACUAUCACCGAUACCGGGUUUCAAUACUGGGGUAAUGCGCAGUUCUUACGUUUGAAGAAGCUUUGCCUAGCCGACUGUACAUAUUUGACCGAUAAUGCCAUUAUCUAUUUGACCAACGCAGCGAAAGGCUUACAGGAGUUGGAUUUGUCGUUUUGCUGCGCUUUGUCGGACACGGCCACUGAAGUUCUGGCUCUCGGAUGCCCGAGUCUGACACAUCUGAAUCUAUCCUUCUGCGGUUCCGCGGUCUCGGAUCCUUCACUCCGGAGCAUCGGUUUACACCUUUUGGCCUUGAAACAGCUCUCUGUACGAGGCUGCGGGCGGAAACGCGCCUCUGCAGAAGAUGGCGGUCCACCAGAGAAGAGAAUGAAGGGAGAACCAGAGGACACAGAAGUCUACAGCCAGCGGAUCAAGAAGAAGCUGCAGGCCAACUCACGUACUGGCCAGGCUUGCGACCGUUGCAAGGAGCGGAAGAUGAAGUGUGACUCAGGCCAGGAUGGCUGUCAACCGUGCACAAGCAGAAGUUUGCGCUGUAUGGCUACCGACAGAAUUACAGGCCAUACCCAUGAACGAGGAGAGACCGCACGCCUAAAGAGUGACAUUGACAAACUCAGAGCACAGAUCAAUGCUUAUUACCGUCACUUUGGUCCUCUUCCAGCUGAAUACUCUUUACCAGGGCCAUAUCAGGCAUAUGCACCUUCCCAAGGCUACACCAGCAAUCCGCCUCCAACCCAGCCAAUACCCUUGACAGAGCAACACGAAGAAUUAGACAUCAAUAGACAGAACAAUGCAAACGGACCGCAUAGAGGACCGAUUCAUGAAACCAUCAUCGACUUUGUUGACGGCGAGAUCGACAUAGGAGAUUUUACCUGUCCUGAUAUGACAGAAACCGAGAAUAUUUCUCAAGCGACUCUUCCACUCAACAACUCACGCCGAAGCUCUCUCACCACCAUCCUUGGAGCACAGAAACCAGAAAAGCCGCAAAUGCCCGGCCGAGAUGAAGCCCUCCAAUACAUUGACAAUUACCUAAAUGUCAUUGCAGCGUAUAUUCCUAUUGUCCAUGGCCCCACAUUCAGAAAGCAGGUUGCAGAGUACUAUGAUCAUCCCGGCAGCUUUGAUGACAGGCCUGCUGAAGUGGUCAUGAUCAUGGUAGUUCUGGCAAUAUUCGCCUACCAGAUGGCUACUCGUAAUCCACAGAUGCGCCAGGAGAAGUUGGCAGAAUCCAAUCGCCUGUAUCAUUAUGCUCUCACUUUUUACCCUGAACUGCUGCUGGGAGACUCUUUAGCCGAUAUGCAAGCACUGGCCUUAUUUCUUGUUCACGCAAGAAAUCUGCCGAAGCCUGGAAACAGUUGGAGUCUGAGUAGCAUGAUUCUUGCCAGAGCUAUCGAACUUGACUACCAUCGUUCAAGCAACAAGAUUGUGCUUCCUCCUAACCAACGGAACGUGCUGGCGAUCGAGCUUCGAAAGCGUGUCUUCUGGUCGAUAUUGAGCAUUCAAGUCACCAUUGCUGUCAAGAUGGGAAGACCAAUGGCGAUCUCACCAAAGGACAUGGAUGUCGAGCUUCCUCAAGCAGUCCUGGAUUCGGAAAUUAGAGACCAAGGAUUCCUGCCUAGGUCGGGGCACUGUGACUUUUGGGGGCACAUCUUUCUGGCUAAGAAGCUACCGCUUCUCAUAGAUCUGUAUGAGAAUGUCAUUCCCGUCAGAAAGUCGGCAGCCGAAUACCAUCAAGACAUCGGUAAUCUUGAUGCUCAAAUCACCAAGUGGCGGCAUGAUUGGGAUGUAGAGACGGCCAACCAGACCAAAAACGGCAGCCUUAAAAUUGCAACUCACCUCAUUGGUAUAUGGUAUGCAGAGUUCCGCAUUAUCCUGCAUCAUCCCAGGUUGUGUACAUCACACCUUGCGGAAGUGCAUGAGAAGAAUCUGGACAUAUGUCUAGAAGCUUCGCGGAGCAUGUUAGGAGAUCUGAUGUCCUUGAUCUUAGAUUUCAAGGCCCCCGAUUUCACGUGGCAUUUUGUUUCAGGCUACGUGCUAGCGAUGGGAAUGGCAAUGCAUGUUUAUGGCAAGCGGAGAGAGCAUCAGACUGCUGAGACCUUGGGCAAAAUGAAACGCGAGCUUCAGCAGUGGCUGUUCGUGAUAAGAAGUGCUGAUUAUUUUAUGAGGACUGGUGAUCAUCUCAUCACAUUCUUCCAACCGCGAGCUCAGCAAUGUCUUGAAGAUGCACAGAACGUGGUGACCGCUUCCGAAGCCCUCCGGAACGGUUAUCAUCAUGGCGCACAUUCUCAGCCACCACAAGACGAAUCUGAAUCUCAGCCCCCUUACUCCGCAGCCGAGUCAUACCAACAACAUCCCGCAACAUACUCGGAAAGUCUACCCUCGAAUCCGAGACCCCCAGCAAGUGCACCCCCUCCACAACAGCAUACAUACAAUAUCCAACCACCAUCCACAUCCACUUCACCUGCUGAACAGGAACCUCAACAAUAUGGUAGCAACAACAACAACAACGUCUACCAAAUGCCCAUUCCCCAAUCCUCAUCGCCAGCCACCACCACAAACACCACGAUCAUGGCCACAACCACUCCAGUCCAGAACCGCAACAUCCCAUUCCUCUCCGACCACACCAACUACUCUCAGCAGCAACAGCCCCAGCCGUACCCAAGCCAGACAACAACUGCCUACUCCACACAAACACCAACCUCCGCAUCCAUGUACCCCCAACACCCCGCAAUGUCUUACCCGGCAACAGCAAACUCCGAUAUCUUCUCCACCGAAAACAUGUAUUCCAUCCCACCUGGCAUGUGGCCAAUCCAUAUCGUGCAAUACCAGCAGGGUGGCAUAUGA